AUGAGUUCUUCGGUCCCCAUGCCCCUGGCUCCCGAGCUGCGACAGGCCUUCACUGCCGGCCACCGUGCCAUUACUGUACAAAUAGUCGAUGAAAACCUGAAGCUGGGCGCCACCCUGCCCAAGGGUAGCUCGGAGGCCGCAGACUUUGACAAGCUGAAGGGCCUGGUGUCGGCCGACGCGCCGUGCUACCUCCUCUUCCACCUGUCGUCGCCCUCGGGCUGGCUCAUCAUCACCUACAUCCCCGAGACCGUCAAGGUGAGCGACAAGAUGGUCUACGCCGCCACCAAGUCCCGCCUGAAGACCGAGCUCGGCAACCACACUUUGUCGACGAGAUGCACGCCAACGAACCCUGAUCUGGUGUGGUCGAGCUACGCGGGCGCCAAGGCCUCGCCGGUGCCCUACAGCCGCAGGGAGAAGGCCGUCCACGCCCUCGUACGCUCCUCUCGCCUUGACAAGUACUCGCGGGCUGGCGCUGACGUGGUGGUGGUGGUGGCGGCGGUGGUGGGGGCACACGUGCAGGACAAGGCGGAGGCCGACGCGCGGGUGGAGUUCAACACGCACAGCGGCAACAAGUCGUCGGGUUACCACACGGUGACCCUGCCCUUCACCGAAUCCGCCACCGCCGCCCUGGAGGAGCUCAAGCAGGGCACCGUCAACUUUGUCGAACUGAAAAUUACGGAGGCGAAGAACAGCAUCGAGGCGGUGGGCACGAAGACUGUCGAGGUGUCGGAGCUCUCGUCGGUGCUGCCCGAGGACGAGCCCCGCUUCUGCUUCUUCCACUGGGCCAACGCGCCCGCCAUCAGUGCUGCCAGCGCCGCCGCCAGCGCGACCACCCGCUCCACCGUCACACCCAUCACCGGCUCCUCCGUCUCGUCCCUCUCCGCCAGAUUCGAGAACACCGGCUCUUCUUCGGGCCAGUCCUACAACCAGACGGGCGGCUACCGUGCGGCCGGCGGUUUCGUCGCCCCGGGCGGCCUGCGCAACUCGGGAUCGACCGCCACCGCUACCGCCUCGUCGUCGUCGUCCUCCGCCUCGGCGAGUGCUGUCAACACCUCCAAGAUCUUCUUUAUCUACUACUGCCCCGACAAGUCGCCGCCCCAGCUGCGCAUGGUCUACUCCACAGCCAAGCCCGCCGUGGCUUCGUCGGCGGAGCCAAUCGUGGGUCAGAUAAGGCGCAAGGUCGAAGUGUGCGACAGAACGGAGCUCACCGAGGAGUACAUGCGCUCGACCGCCGCCGCUCCCGCGAGUCCCUAUUCGAGCCCCUACAACAGCCCACUGCAGGCUCGCCUGAAUGCCAGCCGAGGCACCGCCGGGGGCUCGCAGCUGGGCUCCUCCUCCAACAAGACGCUCCAGGGCCACCCGGUGUACACCAUGGGCGCGCCGACGGUCAACGUGGGCGGCAAGUCGAAGCGCAUCGUCAUCCCGCCUUCCGUCGCUUACCACGGCUGA
Molecule: messenger RNA, 1449 nt
Organism: Acanthamoeba castellanii str. Neff
Lineage: Eukaryota; Discosea; Longamoebia; Acanthamoebidae
Product: Cofilin/tropomyosin-type actin-binding protein
Exons: 11
Coding region: 1-1449 (482 amino acids)
Biological process (GO): barbed-end actin filament capping; actin filament depolymerization
Cellular component (GO): cytoplasm; actin filament
Molecular function (GO): actin monomer binding; actin filament binding
Source: RefSeq, a predicted model, not a curated record